This is a messenger RNA of Paramecium tetraurelia, 456 nucleotides long. RefSeq lists its product as uncharacterized. Lineage: Eukaryota; Ciliophora; Oligohymenophorea; Peniculida; Parameciidae. The record is from RefSeq and is a predicted model, not a curated record. The transcript is spliced from 2 exons. Gene Ontology annotation, molecular function: protein binding.
AUGGAAUCAAGUUAAUAAUUUAAGCCAGAGAAAUCCCCUAAUGAUUCCAUUAUAUAGAAUCAAAAGUAAGUGAUUUAAGAAUUUAAUUUUAAUGAUAAAGCCCCCCUAGUGCCUCCUCAUUUGCUAAAGUAUUAUUAUAUAGAGGAAAAAGAGAAAAGAUUAAAUAAUAUGUGGAAUAAAGACAUUAGACCAUAAGGCUAAAUGGAACUUGAGGAUGCUAAACCUUAAAUAUCAUAACAAGAAAUAUUUGAUCACCUUAUUUAAAUUUUUAGCAAUGUCAAUUCAUUGUCCCCUCCACCUCAUGUAAAUUUAAAUCAUUUGGCUUGUGUAACUACAAACAAAAAUAGUCCCUUUAACGUAUAUGCCUUAACUCAUAGAUUCAAGGCCAAACAUACUACAAUUAAAUUUUACACUCAUAAAUAUUAAGAGAACAAACAGUAAUUAUUUGUAGUUUGA